UCUCUACAUAUUGAACCUUGUGCAACCACAGAUGAUUAUGCUUCUCAAUUGCUUCAAGCCAGAUGGCUCAUCUGCGCCAUGAAUCUUUCUGAAGAUGUGCACUCUUCCUUGGAUUUCAGACCAGGAGGCCCUCAAUCUUCCCAGAGAUUUGGAGCACCAGUGGCAGUCAACUCUUCCAAGUUUCGCAGCUUUGACAGGGAAGAUAGACUCCUUUAUUGAGCCCAGGCAAUGCAAAGCCAGUUGAACUAACUCCUCCAUAGACUCGAGCCAAUCCACCCUUGGUUCCAUGUCAUGUGGGCCUUAGCAAUCCCCGAAUCACUAAGAUGAAAUACAC
Messenger RNA from Linum tenue, 334 nucleotides. The record is from the annotation of a GenBank genome assembly. Lineage: Eukaryota; Viridiplantae; Streptophyta; Magnoliopsida; Malpighiales; Linaceae.